AUGCCGGAGCCAUUGAUGGAGAGGGUGAUGGCAGUGUAUAGGGAGACAGACAAAAACGACGAUGGUUUCUUGGACAGAGACGAACUGGCAUCAAUGCUCGAUGCGGUUGGCAUGCCAAAGGAGCGUGCAGGGGCGCUCUUUGAUGCAGCAGACGUUGACAAGAGUGGGACAGUGGACUUUGAGGAGUUCUGUGGCUGGCUUUUUUCUGAUGUGAAGAAAGCAAUGGAAGUCUGCGUGAAGCAAGGUGAGAUUGUGAACAAACAUUUGAAGGUGGAGAUGAAUGUGGGUGAUGUUUUGUGCUAUGGCCUGGAUGAAAAACUGGUCAGAAGCAGCUUCACCUAUGAGAUCAACGUGAUGCCGGAUGAUGAGACGGUAAGACAUUUAGAAUCUCGAGCAAAGAUUUAUGCCGAGGAAAAGAAGAAGCAACAGGUGGAUUCGUUGGAGAAAGCUGUCGUUGACGCAAAGUCUAAGAUGGAGGCCGCAAAGGCAAAGGCUGCAAAGGCAAAGCCCAAAGAUGCAAAUCCCAAAGGCAAAGACGGCAAAGAUGAAGAGCUCUCCGCCGAGGAACAGGCUGUUGUUGAGGCAGAAAGGACGGUGAGUGCUGCAGAAAAGGCCAAAGCUCGAGUGGAAGAAGCACCACCAGAUGUCCAGCCAGUGCCACUUUUGGAGAAGGUUUUUGAUGACUUAGUUGCUGCAGAAGAUGUGUCUUCAGGCUCUUCGGGUGUGCACGUGCUCAAGUGGAAAGCCAAAGAGGAAGGAACAGCAACUUUGAAGCUCUUGCAGCAUUACAAGGUCGUUGAAGGGCCUGAUGAGACCGAAGUGGACAAGGUGGAGGAAUUUGACUUCAGUGUGACUGUGGUGCCUUCAAAGUCUGGCGCGUCGAAAGCUGACUGGUAUGCCUGGAGCUGGUAUGAUGUUAAAUGGGUGAAAGCCCCGGCCAACAAGGCAGACAAGUUUGCGAAAAAGAUGGGCAAAGCAGCUCUGGAGCUGCAAUGGGUGCCUCCAGUCUUUGGACCAAAGAAAGAGAAGCUGUCCCUAGUUUGCAAAGCCGUGUGCCGUUUGCAACAAGGAGGGUCCAGCGUUGGUUUCACUUUCUGUCUCACCCUGCCAAGCAGGCUCAGACUGAGGGUGCGAAGUGCAGAUGUGACGCAGUGUGGUAUGGUGACACGAUUGCCUAUGGCUGCAAGACCUGCGGUCUAUCAUCCGCCAGCUGCAUUUGCGUGUUUUGCUUUGACGCGGGGGAUCAUGAAGGACAUGAUUUCUACAUCUCACGUUCUGAUUAUGGCUGUUGUGACUGUGGUGACGCUGCAGCCUGAGCUUUCAGCCUUUGUGCGUCAAGCAACAGUCAAGAAAUCCACAAAAAUCUUGAUGCGCUUUGACCAGAUUUGGCAGAAACAAAUGCCGUCGAAAGGAUUUGCGAAUAUUUGCGAUCUCAUGAUGUCAUCCUGUGAUGUCAAUCUUGUGAAGGCAUAUGCUUGGCGUCAAAGUGGUUUUUGCCGGCAUCAUCCUGGACCACGAGCUGAAAUCGCAGGGGACCGAGAUGUCAGAGACACGGACCCAGCCCAGCUGCUUCCGGAAGCCACGCGACGACGGGCCCAACUGCUGCUCCCUGCUCAAGUUCGUAGGCUGGUGAAAUUUCAUCCAAGUGUGCUGCCGGGAAUUGCUCCGCCACCAAAGCCUUUCAACCCGUGCGCAGAACAAAUCCAUCGACAACCAGUUGAAAUGAGCAGCACAGGUGGAUAUCCAGUGGGAACCUCUGGUCCAAGCAGCGAGGCCAAUGCAGAAAGUGCAGAUGGUGUAGAGAACGUCUUGAUCACUGGUAUCAGCCUGCGGGUGACAGAGGACCUGGUUGAACUGUACCCAUAG
Messenger RNA from Cladocopium goreaui, 1866 nucleotides. NCBI's taxonomy places the organism in Eukaryota, Dinophyceae, Suessiales, Symbiodiniaceae. The record is from the annotation of a GenBank genome assembly.